ACUACUAUGUGUGUGAGCGAGAUCGAGCCUUGUUUACAGCGUCAAUUCAACGGAGAGAGACUACAUGAUCUGCUCCACAUCCUUCACAUCUCCUAAAUUAACGCAGAUCCGAUCCUUCACACAUCAUCUGAGUCCACCAUUGGCCGCGUCUCGAAGGGAAAAAUCAAGGUCUCUGUAAUCUCAGACUGAAGAUGGUGGGAGGCAGAGAGAGACCAUUUUAAAGCCUGGACGGAAAUUAUUUGGCAUCUUUUUGAGAUUCUCCACCGCUUUUUAGGCCUUUAAGGACGCUGGAUGAGAAGUGCUAGGCUUCUUGCUGCUGAUGGAUAUCACGCACACAUAGGCUCACUUGUCCAGAGUGUUUUAGCCAGCAGAUCUAAGCGGGUUUCAGCUAAAACCAGCCUGCGAGGAGCCCUACAACAACGUGUUUUUCAAGAUUUCCCCACGACAUGGAGCACGGAACUGCGGAUUAUUUAGCAGUUACGUGUUUUUCUGGGUUAUUUUCACAUAUAUCGACGAGGACACCCUGCCAAAAAUAAUUUGAAACACGUUUAAGCAGCGCGAGGUUCAGUGCGGGUGAAUCCGCCUCAUGGUGAGGUCAGAGCGGGCUGGGGCUGCUGGAGAAUCUCGCUGGGGUGUCUGGAGGGUCAUUUAUCCCAGCAAAAACACAAUGAAGAUGGACGAGAUUGGCUUUGUUUGAUUAUUUCCUGCUGCUGUGUAUCUAUCUUUUGUUUUUUUUACCCCCUCCAUAACCAACUUUGAUGAUAUUUUUGAGCUGAGAAGACUUCAAGAGUCAAGCAUCAUCAUCCAUUUUUUUUUGAAGGGUUGAGCUUUCUCCCCUGUUUUGUUACACUUUUAAUUACUUUAUUUUUGCCUGCCUUGUUUUUUUGUACAGGAAUGAGGUCUAGCAGACAGAGGCGAUAUUGGACCUUGCUUUGUGGUCUGGUCUUGGUCCUCUCUACACUUUGUCAUGGAGAAAUCUGUGGUCCAGGCAUUGACAUUGGCAAUGACAUCAGUAAUUUCAAGCGGCUGGAGAACUGUACGGUGGUUGAGGGAUACCUGCAGAUCCUUCUCAUUGGAAGCAAAAACAAUAAUAACCAGGAGGUCUUCCGCACCCUCAGUUUCCCCAAACUGACCAUGAUUACGGAUUACCUUCUCCUCUUCCGAGUAUCUGGGCUGGACAGCCUCAGUACCCUCUUUCCAAACCUCGCCGUGAUCCGGGGCCGUAACUUGUUCUACAACUACGCCCUGGUUAUAUUUGAGUUAACCAGCCUAAAGGACAUCGGCCUUUACAACCUGCGGAACAUCACGCGGGGUGCGAUACGAAUCGAGAAGAAUCCUGAGCUCUGCUACCUGGAUUCUGUGGACUGGUCUCUCAUUAUGCAUGCUGAAUUUAACAAUUUCAUUGCUGGAAAUAAGCAGUCCAAGGAGUGUGGAGAUGUUUGCCCGGGAAUCAUGGAGGACAACCCUCUGUGCAUCAAGACAAACUUCAACGACAACGACAACUACAGAUGCUGGACCUCUAACCAUUGCCAGAAAGUUUGUCCGAAGUGGUGCGGACAGCGGGCGUGUACAAACUCAGGCGAGUGCUGCCACCCCCAGUGUUUGGGCAGCUGCACUGUGCCGGACAACGACAGGGCCUGUGCCGCCUGCCAGCACUACUAUCACGAGGGCCGCUGCGUGGAGGACUGUCCAUCCGACACGUACAAGUUUGAGGGCUGGCGCUGCAUCACCAAGGACCUCUGCUCCAAAGUCCACCUGCCUGAUUACGACCGUUUCGUGAUCCAUGGAGGAGAGUGUAUGUCUGACUGUCCACCCGGAUUCACACGUGAUGAGAACCAGAGCAUGUUCUGCACUGCCUGUGACGGCCUGUGUGACAAGAUCUGUGAUGAAAAGGUCAUCGACUCGGUGGACGCGGCUCAGUCCCUCAAGGGCUGCACUGUUAUCAAAGGGAACCUGCACAUCAACAUCCGCCGUGGCACUAACAUAGCAUCAGAGUUGGAGAACUUCCUGGGACUCAUCAAGACAGUGACAGGAUACAUUAAGAUCCGUUCAUCACACGCCCUGAGCUCUCUCUCCUUCCUCAAGAGCCUGAGACACAUCCAUGGAGAGGAACUAUGGGAGGACAUGUAUGCUUUUGCUGCCUUGGAUAACCAGCAUCUCCAGCUUUUGUGGGACUGGUCCCAGCACAAUCUCACCAUAAGUGCUGGAAAACUCUAUUUCCGCUUGAAUCCCAAACUCUGCAUGUCCGAGAUCCGCAGAAUGUGGGAGAAAACCGGAAUUAAGGAGAAGUUUUUGGAAGGAGAUUUCCGCAACAAUGGAGACCGUGCAAGCUGUGAGAGUGAAAUCCUUAAGUUCAUAUCGAAUACCACCAGUAGUAAUAGAAUUAAGUUGACGUGGGGUGGUUUUCGACCACCCAAUUCCAGAGACCUUGUCAGUUUUAUUGUAUACUACAAAGAAGCGCCUUUCCAGAACCUGACAGAGUUCGAUGGUCAGGACGGUUGUGGAUCGGACAGCUGGAACAUGGUUGACGUUGACUUACAGGAGGACCAAACCCAGAACCCAGGUGUUACACUGUCCAUGCUGAAGCCCUGGACUCAGUAUGCUAUCUUUGUCAAAGCUGUAACGCUAGUUGUGGAGGACAGGGACAGGGACAAGGACAGACAGCGUCUUGGGGCGAAAAGUGAAGUGGUGUACAUUCGGACUAAACCAUCAGCACCCUCAACGCCGUUAGACAUUCGUGCAUACUCUAAUUCUUCAUCAAAGCUGGUGGUGCGGUGGUCUCCACCUGUGUCCCCCAAUGGAAACCACACCUACUACCUGCUCCGCUGGAAGCAGCAGGGCGAGGACCGUGAGCUCUACCAUCACAACUACUGCUCCAAAGAACUGAAGAUCCCAGUCAGGAUUUCAGCUGGUGGUUUGACAGAAAUCGAGGACACCAAACCCACCAAUCCUGAAACAGGGGGGCGGGACAAAGCCCCCUGUUGUAAAUGUCCUAAAACAGAGGAGGAUCUGAAGCGAAUCGAGGAGGACAUCUACUACCGCAAAGCCUUUGAGAACUUCCUCCAUAAUGCCAUAUUCACCCCCAGACCUCCCGACAGGCGACGGCGGGAUCUGUUUGGUGUGGCCAACGCUACUUCCAUCCACACUCUGUUGGCGGGAAACUGGAACCUGACAGAGGGUAACUUCUCUCAUGACGAGUUGCCUAGACAGGAAUUUUCCUUUAUAGAGAAGAAGGUGAAGGAACGUAGCGCUGACAUCAGUGGCUUGCAGCCCUUCACCGUUUACCGCAUCGACGUGCACGCCUGCAACAAAGAGGUUUGGCAUUGCAGCGCAGCCGCGUUUAUCUUUUCCCGCACCAAAGCGGCAGACAGAGCAGAUGACAUUCCUGGUCCUGUGACUUGGGAAGGUCUGGAGGGUUCAGUGUUUCUGAAGUGGCCUGAACCGCAGAAACCCAAUGGCCUGAUCCUGCUGUAUGAGAUACAGUAUCGUCUCGGAACAGAGCCUGAGAAGCAUGAGUGUGUAUCCCGUCAACACUAUAGAGAGCACAAAGGGGUGAAACUCUCCAACUUGGGACCUGGGAACUAUUCUGCCCGUGUACGGGCUACGUCUCUGGCUGGAAACGGGUCAUGGACAGACCCGAUAACUUUCUAUGUGAUUCAAGUUGAUCAAUCAGGUUAUGAGCACUACCUGUACUUCAUGAUCAUCCCGAUUUUCCUGAUUUUUGCCAUCAUCGCUGGAGUGGCUUUCACCUAUCUGAACAAGAGACGAAACAGCGACAGGCUUGGAAACCUUUACACGUCUGUUAACCCAGAGUACUUCAGCGCAGCAGAAAUGUAUGUGCCGGAUGAAUGGGAAGUGGAGCGAGAGAAAAUCACAAUGUGCCGAGAGCUUGGACAAGGAUCCUUUGGUAUGGUGUAUGAGGGCAUCGCCAAAGGUGUUGUGAAAGAUGAGCCGGAAACCAGGGUGGCUAUUAAAACGGUCAACGAAUCGGCUAGCUUGCACGAGCGCAUCGAGUUCCUCAAUGAAGCUUCUGUGAUGAAGGAGUUCAACUGUCACCAUGUGGUGCGUCUGCUGGGCGUAGUUUCGCAGGGUCAGCCCACCCUGGUGAUCAUGGAGCUGAUGACACGAGGAGAUCUGAAGAGUUACUUGCGCUCACUUCGAUCCGCUAAGAACAUCUCCAGCUUGCCUUUGCCACCAUUGAAGAAGAUGAUUCAGAUGGCUGGAGAGAUCGCGGACGGCAUGGCUUACCUCAACGCCAACAAAUUUGUUCACAGAGACUUGGCAGCAAGGAAUUGCAUGGUGGCGGAGGAUUUUGCUGUCAAAAUUGGUGACUUUGGCAUGACACGGGACAUUUAUGAGACUGAUUACUACAGAAAAGGAGGCAAGGGACUGCUGCCUGUGCGCUGGAUGUCUCCAGAGUCUCUCAAAGAUGGAGUUUUCACCACCAUGUCUGAUGUCUGGUCUUUUGGGGUGGUGUUGUGGGAAAUCGCCACCCUGGCCGAGCAACCCUAUCAGGGCAUGUCCAAUGAGCAGGUACUGCGAUUUGUUAUGGAGGGAGGACUGCUAGACAAACCUGACAACUGCCCUGACAUGCUGUUUGAACUGAUGCGCAUGUGCUGGCAAUACAACCCCAAAAUGCGGCCGUCCUUCCUGGAGAUCAUCAGCAGCAUCAAGGACGACCUGGAAGAGGGUUUCAAGGAGACAAGCUUCUUCUACAGCGAGGAGAACAAACCCCCGGACACCGAAGAGCUGGACAUGGAGAAUGUGGGAACCAUGGAGAACGUUCCUCUGGAGCCGUCCUCCAGCCUGCAGCCCCUCGCACCCUCUCUGGCCUCCCCUCAACAGUGCGCCCCUGCGUCCCAAGGCUCCUCCACCCCAGCCGGCCCGUCCUCACCGCCUUCCUCCCCCAGCUCCACGGACAAGCACCCGCUCCCCACGUCUGCGGCAAACGGGCCCUCAAUGGUUCUCCAGAGCCCAUUUGACGAGACCCAGCCUUACGCUCACAUGAACGGUGGACGUAAGAACGAGCGUGCCUUGCCUCUGCCCCAGUCGUCGGCUUGCUGAUCGGCGGCCCGGUCCCGUUUCAGGACAUGUCCCUGUCUGUCAAGCCACUGUGUGGUCUCCUGAGAAGAAAUAUUAAAAUAAAGAGACAAGGAGAGAUGAAAUGGUACAAACUGAGAGUCCAGGCAAUCAAUCUUUUCAGUCAUACCUCAACGAACAAAGUUUGGAUUUCUUUGUUUUUUGUGCAUUUCGAUUGAAUCGUUGAAUUGAUUGACAUGAACUCAUUUGUUAUUUCCUUAGACUGGAUGACUGACUGAAAAACCAUGACCUUCACUCUCGCACUCGAUAGGCUGACUGUUUUUUGUUACGUUUUGUUACUUUUCUAAACUUCCAAAACUGGUUUGAAGGUCUAUCAGAGCCAGUAGUGGUACGGUGGCAUUAUUACGACACGCUCUGCAUAUCUCGAAGCCAAUCCAACAGCGAAGCACUUGCUCUUGUCUUUGUUUCCAAAGACGUGCGUCUAAAUUAGAGAAAGAUGUGUAAGGUUUUUCUUUUGCUUUUCUUAGAAGUUUGUUUCCCCGACCUGGGGAUGGAAAUCCGUGCGUUUUCUGCAAAUCUUCAGGCUGUGCAACGUAGUGAAGAAGAAAUUCUUUAAUCUGCCAGAUGUCUGUCUGUCUUUUCUUUUCUUUUUAUUAAUGUUGCCAAAUUGUCAUUUAGUUCUCCGUGCAUCCAUAUUUCCCUGGUGAUCCAAACCAACUUAAAGGAAUAAUUCAGAUUUUCAUUUUUGGAUGGAAUUAUUCAUUUAAAAUCACCAAGAUUCAUUUAAAUUCAUCAAGAGUCCCACUUUUCUUUCGUCUUGCUUAGGGUUUGACGUAUUUAGGAUGAAAUAAGGCAAGAGUCGAGCAACAGAUGCAGCAGAUAUUACAUUGCAAAGAAACUUUGGAUAAAAAAAGAAGCUCAAGAGGUUUUAAGUAGUGGCUUUUUUUUUUUUGAGCAAUUCUUUCUCUUGGUGGUUCAGUCGUACGUCGGACCACAGAGCAUGUGCAUCGUUUGUCGGUCACUUUUGUACCUUUUUUACAGUUCAGAUUGAUCAUCUACAUGUCUGUGCUAAAAAAAAAGCUGCUAUUUUAUUAUUGUUUUUCUUUUGUGGUUGUAAUAUAUAUAUAUAUAUAUAUAUAUAUAUAUAUA
Molecule: messenger RNA, 6189 nt
Organism: Carassius gibelio (silver crucian carp)
Lineage: Eukaryota; Metazoa; Chordata; Actinopteri; Cypriniformes; Cyprinidae
Product: insulin-like growth factor 1 receptor
Exons: 21
Coding region: 895-5064 (1389 amino acids)
Biological process (GO): multicellular organism development; positive regulation of phosphatidylinositol 3-kinase/protein kinase B signal transduction; insulin-like growth factor receptor signaling pathway
Cellular component (GO): membrane; axon; insulin receptor complex
Molecular function (GO): phosphatidylinositol 3-kinase binding; ATP binding; insulin receptor substrate binding
Source: RefSeq, a predicted model, not a curated record